Coffea arabica (coffee) is the source of this 803-nucleotide messenger RNA. Lineage: Eukaryota; Viridiplantae; Streptophyta; Magnoliopsida; Gentianales; Rubiaceae. The record is from RefSeq and is a predicted model, not a curated record.
CUGAGCAGGAGGAGAGAAAUCAUCAGUUGGCCAUUGUAGAGGGACGGACAAGUUUAUAAGCACGAAGACGAAGAAGAUGACAGCAGUGGUUGCAAUGCUCUGGUGGGCGGUAAUGUUGGGCGGCGUGGCAAUGCCAUUGGCUCGUGGCAGCAGCAUUGAUCAAAGUCCCCAGGCGGUGGAGAAAUGGUUCGAAGAGCUUCCUCAUGCAAAGGAGAAGCUGACAAAGCUUCACUUCUACUUGCACGACAACAUAACUGCCCAGAACCCCACCGCUAUUCAAGUGGCCCAAGCCAACAUCACCAGCAAAUCACCAACACUGUUUGGCGCAACUUUCGUCCUCGAGGACCCGUUGACCUUGGGACCGGACCCCAGUUCCAAGAUCAUAGGUCAUGCCCAGGGUAUGUAUAGUUCGGUAUCGAAAGAGGAAACCUCACUCAUUCUGAUCCUGAACUUGGUAUUCACCCAUGGCAAGUUCGAAGGCAGCACCCUCAGCCUUCUAGGCAUCGAUCCCAUAUUGCACCAGUACAGGGAGCUGCCAAUACUGGGUGGUACUGGGGUUUUCCGACUGGCCCGCGGAAUAGCCACUGCACAAACCUAUACUUUCAAUGCUACGACCCUUAAUGCUAUCGUUGAGUACCACGUUCUCGUUAUACAUUAUUGACCCUGACGGCGACGGCAUUCAUUUGUUCCUCCUAUCUUCCUUGUACCACUACUGCUACUUUUUUUUUUCUUCUUCUUCUUUUAUUCCGGACUGAAAUGGCUGAAAUAACGGCGCAAGUAUGAAUAGGCUUUCUUUCUUUCCU